This is a messenger RNA of Thunnus maccoyii (southern bluefin tuna), 1607 nucleotides long. RefSeq lists its product as uncharacterized. Lineage: Eukaryota; Metazoa; Chordata; Actinopteri; Scombriformes; Scombridae. Bases 450 to 1118 code for a protein of 222 amino acids. The record is from RefSeq and is a predicted model, not a curated record. The transcript is spliced from 5 exons.
CUCUGGUGUUCUUGUCUACAGGACGUGUUAGGACUGGAGAUACUCCAUUUUCUGAGCAACUAACUGUAUUUGAUGGAACCCCAAUCUCUCACUGUGACAGCCUGACCAAGAAAGAAGAGUUCAAACAAACCCUGCAAUCCAAACAUUUACCCCCACGCUGUGAUAAUGCAAUUGUUGAUAUUUUAGAAACACUCUAUGACAUUCCAAAAUACAUCAACAGCUCAGUGUAUAUUGUGCAACGGCGGCGUGGCUGCAUCCAGUCAACCAAUGGGACUGUCUCUGCUUUUGAAAGCUGGGCAGUGAAUGGGAUCGACUUCAUAAGCUUUGACCCUGAAUCUCAGAGAUGGACAUCCCAGUCUGCCUCUGCAAAAACUGUUGAACAUCUCUGGAACAAUAAAAAAGCAAGGAAUUCAAUAUUUAGAGGCUUCAUCAGAUACCAAUGUCCAGAAAUGAUUCAGAGGAUUAAAUUAAGACCAAUAAAGCAAAAUACAGAACUGUGUGUUUUUGCAAAGCCCACUGCUAACACAAACCAGGUACUACUGAGAUGUCACGUGACGAGUAUCGACAAAUCAGUGAGCUCGGUGCAUCUGAUUGGAGACGGGGUUUCCAGGGCCAGUUGGAUCACAGUGACUGGACCAUUGCCUUCUGGAAAUGGAUCAGUGAUCAUUAGACUGACAGCUGGGAUCUCACUGAGCCGAAACACCAACACCUACGGCUGCACAGUACAAACUGGAAGUGACAACAUCUCUGUCUUUUGGGAUGGGAGUACCCUUGAUGGCAGACACCUUGUUUAUGAUUCACACAAAUGGGAUAUUCUUAUUGUAAUAACUGCACACUGCUCUACGGUUUCUGUGAUCAUUCUGAUUUCUUGUGGAAUGAUAUUUCUGCUUAAAUGUGUCAAGGAGAAGCCACGCCCUCCACCAACAGUUGAUCCACAGCUAUAUACCAGGAUAAUGGGGAGUGUUACCUCUCCAGAUCAGCAGAGUGUGAUAGCUGCAAACAUACAGGGUUUGAAGAGAAACAGAGAAUACCAGGACCGGUGGGAAGAGUGGAUUAGAUCUAGGGAUCAAAAUUACUAUGAUCCUGAAUACUAUGCCAUUCAAGUCUCAGUGGUUUAAAAUAUCAACUGUAAACAUCAGGUUUUAUUUUAAGUCCCUCAGAAGAGAAAUUACUUCUCUCCAGUGCUGCUAUUUUACACUAAUCCAUUUAUCACAGAAAUGUGGUCACUCCCCUCAUUCAUUAUAAUAAAUAACACUCAUGACUUUACACAAUAGUAAGUAAUAAAUUGAUAUUACAGACACUUAUAUAUCAUAAUCAUUUUGUGUCAUCAUUGGAAUGUUGUAAUGGAACAUAAUUGUAAUUUUCACAGCUAUCAAAAGCAGACUUUAAGUGGUGCACAUGCUAUGGACACUACUUUUUCCAUCUAUUGUGGACAUAUUUGGAGGGACUGUUUAGUGCAUAAACUUUAUACUGAUAAUUUUAACAACUCAACAAAAUGGCUGAAAGUAAAUAUAGUGAUUUUGGACACAGCUUCCCUCUCAACUCAAUACGCUGUUAUUCUGUAAUUGUCACAUGUAAGGAUGAGGGAAACUCUUAAAUAUUGUUUG